UUGGCUCCCCAGGGGUAAGGGCGGGGGGGGCGCGGCGUUACUAGGAGACGCUCUUGUGUGACCCCAGUCUCGCGAGGGCAGCUCGGUGUCAUCGACGCUGGCCUCGGGAACCUGCCUCUGGGAAGCAGCCCGCGUGCAGAAAGGGGACACCUGGUUUGGGAACGCUGAGAUGCCGAUUUGGGGCCCAUUAGAGACUUCUGAAUCCUUUGGAUUCCCAAAUGUGAGUGGGAAAUAGUAGAGGCUAUUCGCUUCUUCCCAGCGCGCCGAGGACUAGAGGCGUCUGGCUGGGGAAGGCUGACUCAGACGAGGCCCCGUUUAAGAACGAAAACGCCUAGGACAGUGAAAGCUAGCUUCAUAAUUCCGUCAGUCCACAAACUUGGGAACUAGACAAAAGCCUUGCACCGUGAUUUUCCAUUCGAGUGCAGGAAUUGCCACCGGGGCCCUCUUUUCAGAGGAGGAAACUUUCUGAGAUCCGAGAGGAGAUAGGGGAUGAGCUUUCUGGGUGGGGAAAAGAGCAAGGAAAGGUUCGAAUGGAGGAAACAGCGAGAAGGCCAUGUGGCUGCAGCAGAAAGAGCAAGUGUUACACAAGUGGCAGGGCCUGAGAAAGCAGGGCCUUUCCGGCCGUGUCUGAAGAUGACAACAGCAACACGACAAGAAGUUCUUGGCCUCUACCGCAGAAUUUUCAGGCUCGCGAGGAAAUGGCAGGCGGCAUCAGGGCAGAUGGAAGACACCAUUAAAGAAAAACAGUACAUAUUAAAAGAAGCCAGAACACUGUUCCAGAAAAACAAAAAUCUCACAGACACAGACCUGAUUCAGCAGUGUAUAGACGAGUGCACGGCCAGGAUUGAAAUCGGACUGCAUUACCAGAUUCCUUAUCCAAGGCCAAUUCAUCUGCCUCCAAUGGGCCUUACCCCAUUACAAGGUCGGGGACUUCGAAGACAGGAGAAACUGAGGAAACUUGCCAAACCGGUAUAUCUCAAGUCUCAUGAUGAAAUUUCCUAACCCAGGAGAAAGUUUAUUUCUGAGAAUGAUGAGCCAACUAGGCCUAAAAUGUAAAACAGAUGACAAAACCUUUCUCCUUGAUUAGGGGCAAAAAAAUUCAGGUAUCUUCUAAAAACCUCCCAGAUAUUGGAACUUACCCUGAUGUGUGCCUACGUGUUCCUAGAGUUUGCCAGGAUCUUUGCUGCCUAAGUGGAUGAUAUAAACCCUACAGGUCAUGGACCUUUGAAGCCUUACUGAAGUCAUAUUUUGAAACAAAAUAUGUGGAAGGAAGGGUGAAGGGUAAUAAAGGUUUUCAUGGGAACGCCCUUAGCCACACAUGCCAGCUGAUUCAGAGAAAUUAGCCGAUUGCUAAUUAUGGCUACUAUGAAAACGUAUAGCACACUCAGAAUUAUUUUAAAUUUUCUUUUCAAAUUAUAGAUUUGCUUAAAACUAGGCUUUUUUGUGUGUUGUCUUUCGACCCUUCCAAAUUCUAGAUAAACUCUUAAAAGGUAUAUCAUUCUAUGGUUUUUCAUGGAAAUUUUAUGAGACCCAUUACCCGCCCCGUAAAUGAAAGUGCAUGUCUUAGUUAAAUGCUUAUGUUUACCUAAUCUUAAAGCUUGUGAUUACUUAGUAUGCUGAUCUGGAAAGCACUUAAAACUCAUAUCGUAUUCAUCAUAAGUAUUUUACCUUAACAUAAUUGAAAAGUACAAGAGCCAAGCUGGCUUUCAAAUUAUGUGUAAACAUAAAUGGGAAAAGUAAAGACCGAAACACAAAGAAUUUAUACCUCUGUAAUAUGUGGAAUCAAGGGAGAGUCCCAUGGCAAGUCUGUACAUCAGUGCUGUUGCCUUUGACCUCCAAAGACGACAAGCAUCAACAAUAAAGACAAAUGUCUAUCGGUUUUGGUCUCCGUGUUCUUUUCCGUAAUGGCCUUCUGACCCUCAGAAACAGCAGUUGGUACUACCCUUGUCCCACAGAUCCUCUCCUUCAAAAUAUGUCUUGUAUUUCAGUCUCAAAAACCUGCGCCUGUGAGCAGAAGGAUACUUUUUUUCCAUGCUCUGCAUUAAGUAUUGUAGGGUUGGGC
Loxodonta africana (African savanna elephant) is the source of this 2062-nucleotide messenger RNA. It is a transcript of the gene LYRM1, whose product is annotated as LYR motif containing 1. The record is from RefSeq and is a predicted model, not a curated record. Gene Ontology annotation, cellular component: mitochondrion. The coding region runs from base 490 to 1002 and encodes 170 amino acids. The transcript is spliced from 4 exons. NCBI's taxonomy places the organism in Eukaryota, Metazoa, Chordata, Mammalia, Proboscidea, Elephantidae.